CGUCGCUUAGACGCUGGACGGGAACCCGUCAUCGGAAGGCUGUGUGAAAUGAUGAGAUCACUGGGCCGACAGGUUCGCCAGCUACGUUCACAUAUGUCGACGACUGCCACAACAACGGUGAAACAAGCUAUCGAUGCGACGGAGUUUGCGCAACGCCGUGCGAAUUUGGUCACAAAAUUGCGACGUGCUACUCCGGGAAGUCGCGCGAAACCGCUUGCCGUAGUGAUGAGGUCAGCGACGAGGCAAUUCUCGGCUCCGGAUGUACCUUAUCCGUUUCGUCAAUGUUCCUAUUUUCGAUAUUUCACGGGUCUUACUCAACCCGAUGCUGUACUCCUGAUCGUUGCAGAACGCAGAUCCAAGCCGAUCUCAGUGCUCUACAUCGAAGAGCGUUCGGAAAAGCAAGAGCUGUGGGAGGGACCGGUGCUAAGUGCCAGUGAAAUUGCGGAUAUCUGUGCGGUGGAAGAAAUCAAAGGACGGAAUCAGCUGAUGCUCGAUUUGCAAAUGUUGAUUUGUGGUGCUGUCAUUGUAUCAUACGACGACACAACCCUGAACGCCGUGUUAUCAGGAUGUGCUGAGGUGGUGCCACUUCGCGAGCAUAUCGACUCGUUGCGAUGGAUAAAAUCGCCAGCCGAGCAAACACUGAUGCGUGAGACAUGUCGCAUCGGUGCUCAGGCAUUCAAUGCAAUGAUAUCGCGCUGUAAAGGAGUGGCGAAUGAGAACGAAAUUGUCGGAAGACUGGAACUUGAGGUACGACGUCGUGGCGCCGCAUGUCUCUCCUAUCCGCCUGUACGACGUCGUGGCGCCGCGUGUCUCUCGUAUCCGCCGGUGGUCGCUGCUGCAAAUCGUGCUAAUACAAUACACUACCUCGAUGCUAAUCAGGCCAUAAAUGAUGGUGAUACGGUGCUUGUUGAUGCGGGCUGUGAUUAUGAAGGGUACACAAGUGAUAUAACGCGUGUCUUUCCCGUCUCCGGAUAUUUUAGUGCGCCACAAAGGGCUCUUUAUGAUGCGCUCAAUGACGUCCAGUCCCGGUUGCUGAAUUACUUGAAGCAAACUGAAUUAUUGCGAUUGAAUGAAGUCUACACAGCGAUGAUUGAAUAUCUUGCCAAAAAUCUCGUUGAAAUAGGCCUUUUUUCCGACAGUUUGGACAAGGACGAACUAGUUCAUGAGACUGACAAGAUUUGUCCUCAUCAUGUGAGCCAUUAUCUUGGAAUGGAUGUUCACGACACUGGUUCUGUAUCUCGCAAAAUUCCUCUACAACGUGGCGUUGUAUUUACUGUUGAACCAGGCAUGUUUAUCGUUCAAACUCAUUGA
Molecule: messenger RNA, 1311 nt
Organism: Gongylonema pulchrum
Lineage: Eukaryota; Metazoa; Nematoda; Chromadorea; Rhabditida; Gongylonematidae
Source: the annotation of a GenBank genome assembly